Messenger RNA from Clonostachys solani, 999 nucleotides. The record is from the annotation of a GenBank genome assembly. NCBI's taxonomy places the organism in Eukaryota, Fungi, Ascomycota, Sordariomycetes, Hypocreales, Bionectriaceae.
AUGGCUGGGAAUCAAAAGCACUCAGCGCCCCAAACCAAUAGACACGAUCUGGAAGGUCUGGCAGCAUCCGCGGCAUCCGAUAAUUCAAGCGAUCGGGAUUUUGAGAUCAACAUACCCCCGUUCGUUGGCAGGCUUGGAGGAAAUGGAGUCGCCUUGUCCCGCUCCCGCUCUAAUGUGGCUUUCCUGGAGAACGUUCCUGAUGCGGCACCUUUGAUGAGUCUGAGGGAGAUUGCUAAUUGUAAACCUUUUCUGACGGUUCCACUAUGGAAGUCAGCAUUAAUGGAGGGCGUCGGAUCCUUGAUGCUUGUCUGGAUAACCAUCUACGCCAAUCUGUCCCCCGCCGUCAUCCCGGCAACGCCUACACAGCGUUGGGGCAAUUUCGACAACGCAUCAUUCAUCGGACCUCUCAUCGGCGGCAUACUCAACUUUUUCUACAUUACCAUGUUUACCUUCUGCUUUGGUGCUGUAUCAGGGGCCCAUCUGAACCCAACAAUCACGAUUGCAACAUUUUUCGCACGUCUAUGUUCACUGCCUCGGGCGAUACUAUACGUUUCCUUUCAGGUUGGUGGCGCGGCACUCGGGGGCUUGCUUGCUCGCGCGAGCUAUGGUACCAGAGACUUCCAGGUUGGAGGGUGCUGGAUCUACACUGAUGUUGUGCCCAUCCGAGACGCAUUUACGGUAGAGUUCAUGGCUUGCACCAUUUUACUCUUCUUCGCUUUCGGCGUCGGUCUUGAUCCGCGACAGAAGAACAUCGUAGGACCUACCCUUGGACCAUUCCUAGUAGGCCUUGCACUUGCUAGCCUUUCGUUUGGAACAGGCUACACGCGAUAUGGUUACGGAGGGGCCAGUCUGAACCCGGCCCGAUGCUUCGGCUCAUACGUUGGAAGCUCUUUCCCUGACUUCCACUGGAUACACUGGGUCGCAGAUAUAGUAGCCUGCAUCUUUCACGCUGUUUUCUAUCAUGUAGUUCCGCCUUGGGAAGUACAACAAAGCAGAUAG